AUGCGGCCCGGGCCCGCGCUGCUGCUGCUGGGCCUUGGCCUGGGCCUGGCCGGCCAACCGCCGCCGCGGCCUUCCGGCGUCCCCGGACGCCCCCGGGGACUGCGGCCUUGCGGUGGCCUCCCCCGCCGCUGCCCGCCGCCCUGCCCCGAGUGCGGCGACCCCCCGCACGACGACGAUGACGACGACCUCCACCACCACCACCACCGCGCUGCCAACGCCUCGGACGGCGGGGCCCCGGCGGCCCCCGUGGCCUGCCAGGGUAACACCCCCUGCAGGGUGGAGGUGACCAUCAGCAGGGACACCCCCGGCGGCCCGGUGCUCCAGAGCAGGGAGGCGGCCAUCGACCUCAAUGCCACCGUGAAGUUCCACUGCUGGUACUACCAGCCCAUCAGCCAGCAGUGGCAGCUCUUCUCCGUGCCCUCCGUCAACGACGUGCCCGACUGGAGCCAACCUCUCUACAACCCCUACCUGGAGGAGGGUACGACUCAAAGCACCAAGGUCCACAUCCCGGGGUCCUACCUCCCUUGGGGGGUGUACGUGUUUAAACUCACCGUGGAGGUCCUCACCGAGAAGGAUUUCAAGAUGAUCACGGUGACGGGCUCGGACUUCAUCUACAUCUGGCUCAUUCGAAGAGACCUGAAAGCCGUUCUUCUGGGAGAUGCCGACCUCACCGUUAAUUUCUCGGAUGAGGUGAUCCUGAACGGGACCAUGUCCUCCGACCCCGAUUCCACAGGACCUAUUGAGGGACACCAUUUCGUAUGGUAUUGUACCACCCACGUAGGAAACUAUGCCGGGGGCCAAACAGCGGUGAAGGGAAAGGGCAUCUGUCACCCAGAGCAGGCCAGUCUGAAGUGGCCCUGGGCUUCGGGGGCUGUGCUAACCCUUUCUCCAGAAACACUUAAAGGGGACGCCGUGUAUUAUUUCAGAAUGGUAAUACAGAAGGGUGACAGAACAGCAUUUGCAGAUAAAACAGUUCAUGUGCUGCGCGGUCCUCGCCCCGCGGCCCACAUUUCCUGCCUUGAGAACUGUGACAACAUUUUAGUUGUCUCCGACAGAUUUUCUCUGUUUGUAAAUUGCCUGGCUUGCUGGCGCUUGGAUGCCUAUAAGUGGUCGAUUCUGUCCUCUUCAAUGGAUGAGGUACCGUUUGACUGGACGGGGCAAACUGCGACUGGGAGGAAUAAUGCUUAUUUGUCUAUAAAAACGUUUGCCUUUGAGAAUUUUCCGGAAGCUACAUUUUGGGUGUCUCUCCACCUAGACAGUUGGAGUGGUGCCACCUUGGAUUUAAAGCAUUCUUUCGCCAUCCACCAUGGCCCUCAAUUAGCAGAAUGCAAAAUCGACCCCACUAGAGGGCUUGCAAUGGUUACCAAAUUCGUGGUACAGUGCAGUGACGUUAAGACAAAACAUUUGCCUCUUACCUAUAAAAUAAUAGUUUCUGAUUUGGAUGGAGUUGGUGAAAUUACUUCAGUAAGAGAGAACACCCUGGGCGCCAUUCUGUACUUGGGGCUAGAGACCAUCACCCCCCCUUCCUUUCUCCCUGUGGGCAUGUUGGCCAACAAUUUCACCAUAAAGUUAUACGCUCAGGUGUAUGACAGUCUCCACACUUUUUCUCAGGUGACUUUGUAUGCCACUGUCCGGGCUCCUUCUGACAAAUCCUCUCCAAAGGCGGUGUUGAAUCAGUUACUCAAUGUCACCAGGGGGCCCACUUCCUUGCUGUCUUCCUUACUCCAGAAGCAGAACUGGUUGCCUGCUGGUUAUCUCAUGUAUACAGCAGCUUCUGUUUUGAAUAACAUGAGAAGGGAACCAGCUCUGAAAGGACACAAAGCCGACCUCCAGGCUCUCCUCAUCAAUCAAUCCUUUGGGCUGCCCAUGAGCACGUUGGAUGAGAUCAACCAGGUGGUGGUGGUUCUCUCCAAGCUAACGCAGCGAGCUUCUGAAUUCACUCGCGUGGCUCAGGACCGAGCCCUGGAGAGGCUAGGGCAGGCAAGUCAAGCCUUGCAAGAAUAUCAACGGAAAGCCGGGCGCUCUCACUCGGAGCAGGUAGAAAUACUGAGCACGGGCGUGGUGGCGAGUCUGGCAAAUAUCCUUCAGCAGAUGAAGCACCUGAAGGGGGCCGAAGAUCCUUUCAGUAUACUGGAAUCUCUAUCGGACCUCAUAUUGGCCUCAAAAUUACCAGGGGACGAGAUCACGGUGCUGAAGACCUCCAGCUUUAACCUGUAUCUGGCAAAGGUAGAAAAGCAGGACGUGUCCCAAGCAUUCCUAAACAAGAAACACUGUCCGCACUGUCUCCACGCAACCCUGAAUGUGAGCCGGCUCCCGGGUCUGCCCCCCAAGGCUCCCAUCUCCAUGAUGUUCUUCGAAUUUGCAGACGAUCCCUUUCCUUGGCUAGGCUACCCCGGAGACAUCUCCACGGAGGUGGCUGGGUUUCGAAUGACGGGAAACAUGGAGAAUGGCAGUGUGCUGGAGAUCACGCCCGACGUGGUGGAAGUGUUCCUCCUCAGGAAAAACCUGAACUCCGCCAUGUUCAAUCUCACCGUGGGACCCAGCAGUGAGGCCCACGAGUCCACCAAGACGACCACAGGGGCCUUGAGCUUCUCUAUAGACAGCAGGGAGGAGGGGGAGGUGCUGGUCCACAUCGUGACCCCGGUGACCCUCCUGUUCCAGGUGCUGGUGUACGCGGGCAGCCAGAUCGCCCCCGCCCAUCUGGUGGCCACCUUCCUCGUACCUCAUGACACGCCAGCCGUCGCCCAGCAGAACGACCUGUUUGACCCAACCUGUGCCGUGAAGGAGGCCCGUGUGAUUUGCCUGCCGUCGUCCCUGUUGCAAAUGCUAGCUCAGCACAACCACUCGCCCAAUUACACCCUAUCUCUGGUGCUGAAGGCGCCUCGCUUUGUCCUGGAACCCAACGACAAGCUCGUGAGGCUGUCCAUCUUCACCGCGCGCUGCCUGGACAUGCAGGGCGUCCAGGGGUGGAGGGAGGGGGCCUGCGUGAUUGGGGCGAAGACCGCCUGGGACCAGGUGCACUGUGUCUGCCGGAGCCUGAGGAGGGGCAGGAGGCAGCUGGGCUCGCUCUACCGUCACCUGCACACCUACUAUGUGACCGCCAGCGUCUUUGUGCCCCCGAACCCCGUGGAUCUGCGGCUCGCCGUCAUCAGGAAUGUCAAACAAAACCCCGUGACACUCUUGGUGGUGCUCUUCAUUAUGCUGGUCUACAUAGUUCUAGCUUUCUGGGCCUUGCACAGGGACGCCAUGGACCAGUUUCUCAGGGAUCACGUGAUCAUCUUGCCUGAUAAUGACCCCUACGAUAAUAUCUGCUACCUGGUCACUGUCUUUACAGGAAGUCGUUGUGGGUCAGGGACCAGGGCGGAUGUCUUUGUCCAACUGAAGGGCACGGAGAGUACCAGCGACGUGCACUGUUUGAGCCACCCAUACUUUGCAACUCUGUACGCGGGAAGCAUCAACACCUUCCUCCUGACGACGAAGCGGGACCUGGGCGACAUCCGCUCCAUCCGCGUGUGGCACAACAACGAGGGCACAGCACCCAGCUGGUACCUGAGUCGCAUCAAGGUGGAGAACAUGUUCAGCAGGCACAUCUGGCUGUUCAUGUGCCGUGUGUGGCUGUCCGUGGACACCACGCUGGACCAAACAUUCCACGUGAUGCGGCCCGACGAGCCUCUGCGGCGCCCGGACUUCUUCCUGAUCGACGUGACCAGGAAGCUCGGGAGAAACCACAUGUGGUUCUCGGUGUUCGCCAGCAUCGUGGCUAAGCCCUUCAACAGGCUCCAAAGACUGUCCUGCUGCUUAGCGAUGCUGCUGAGCUCUCUCCUCUGUAACAUUAUGUUCUUUAAUCUGAACAAACAAGAGCAGACCGAGGCGCCGGACGGGUGGUACAUCAGAUCGAUGAUGAUAGGGAUCGAAAGCGUCCUGAUCACCAUCCCCGUGCAGGUGCUCAUUACUUUCUUCUUCACUUACUCUCAGAGGACUCCUCAAGUGAGCCUGGAGGUGGUGGCGCCCCAGAAGCAGCCUUUCCUCGCCAUGCGAGAAGGGGAACACUGGAGAGAUCACUUGGACAAGUGGCACAGGCACGAGACGACCAAGACACCAGCCUCUCCGGGGACGCCUUCAAAGAGCUCUCUCGACGAGGCCUUGCCGACAAAGCCCUGGAGGGGCAAAGGCGAGGCCCAGGACUCGCUGGAUGACAGCAACAGCUUUGAAGAAGACGAACGAGGUGUUCUUUCAAGAAAGCAUUCUCUCCCAGAGGAUAUGAAGUUUGAGAAGAAGCCCCGGAUUGUCCUGCCGUGGUGGUGUGUGUAUAUCGCGUGGUUCCUGGUGUUCCUCACGUCUGGCGUAUCUUCAUUCUUCAUCGUCUUCUAUGGCCUGACUUAUGGGUAUAACAAGUCGGUGGAGUGGCUCUUUGCAUCGGUCUGUUCGUUCUGUCAGUCGGUUCUCCUGGUGCAGCCCGUGAAGAUUCUCUUGAUGUCAGGUUUCAGGACCAACCGGCUCAAGUAUUCCAAGAACCUUUCAUGGUCGGGCAAGUACCGCUAUACGGAGAUCCUACUGCAACAGGUGAAUCUGAGCCCAGAAGAGAUGGAGCAGCUACACCAGCGCAUCGUGCACCUCCGAGGCUCGCGCAUGUACCAGCCCCUCACGGAGGACGAGAUCAGGAUCUACCAACGCAAGAAGAGGAUCAGAAGGAGAGCGCUCCUGUUUCUGAGCUAUGUCCUCACUCACUUUAUCUUCCUGAUUCUGCUCUUGCUCCUCAUCCUCUUGCUGCACCAUACAGACAGCUACUACUAUAACCAGUUCAUCCGCACCCACUUCUCGGUGGGCCUCACGGGCGUGACGAAGCUGGACGACAUCUACAGAUGGCUCCGCAGCGUGCUCUUGCCUUUGCUACACAACGAGCAGAAGCCCACCUUUCUCCUUGACAGCUCCUCGAAGAUCCUCGGACUUCCACUCAUGAGGCAAGUGAGAGCAAAGCCUAACUACAAAAGGUGCCCACCUGCUCAAAUCCUGGUACAAGACGGCAUCCCUGGGGAAAUCCAUUGUCAUGCUGAGUAUGGCGUGGACUCAGAAGACACGAAAAGCUAUUCUAUCUAUUGGAAAGGCGACGGUAUCCUGCCCACUGAUAAGAACACCAAUGGAUUUACUUAUAAGCCUCCAGGCAAGAAAUGGGCAUAUUAUUCCUAUGGGGUGUUCAACACCUACGGUUCUGGAGGAUAUGUGUUCUAUUUCUUUCCAGAAAAGCAGAAGUUUAAUUCCACUGUAAGGCUCAAGGAACUCGAAGAAAGGAACUGGCUGGACAGAAGGACGUGGGCUGUCAUGGUGGACCUCUCCACUUUGAAUACAGAUGCUGGCCUGCUCUGUAGUAUCUCCGUGGUGUUUGAGAUGUCUCAGUUAGGGGUGGUCAACUCCAGCCUGUCCGUGUACUCCUUCUCACUCGCUGAUUUCAACAUAGAAACGUCGGCAGAAAUCUACCUGUACAUGGCCAUUCUCAUUUUCUUUUUAGCCUACCUUGUCGACGAGGGCUACGUCAUUACGCAAGAAAGAGCCGCCUACGUAAGAAGCGUGUACAAUCUACUCAACUUUGCUCUGAAAUGCAUCUUCACCGUGCUCAUUGCGCUGUUCCUCUGGAAGCACUUCCUGGCUGUCCGCAUGAUUCGGUUCUACCUGGCGGAUCCUGAGAACUUCAUUCCCUUCCAUGCGAUUUCUGAGGUCGAUCACAUCGUCAGGGUGACGUUGGCUUUCUUGCUAUUUCUCACCAUUCUGAAGACACUCAGGUACUCCAGAUUCUUCUACGACGUGCGCCUGGCUCAGAGGGCUGUCCAGGCCGCCCUCCCCAGCCUCUGCCACAUGGCUUUAGUGGUGUCUGUGUAUCUCUUCGUGUACAUGGCUUUCGGUUACCUGGUAUUUGGGCAGCAUGAAUGGAAUUACAGUAACUUGGUCCAUGCCACGCAAACCAUAUUCUCGUAUUGCGUCUCGGCUUUCCAAAAUACUGAAUUUUCCAGCAACAGGGCUCUGGGUGUGCUGUUCCUCUCAUCCUUCAUGUUGGUGAUGAUCUGUAUCUUGAUCAACUUAUUUCAGGCAGUCAUCUUGUCUGCCUAUGAGGAGAUGAAGCAGCCUGUGUAUGAGGAGCCGUCAGAUGAGGUAGAGGCCAUAGCCUACCUGUGUGGCAAGCUACGAGCUACAUUUAGCUUCCUGAUAUCCCCGUCCAGGAAGAAGGGCGAGCCUGACUUCUUUGACGAUAUGUUAUACGGACAGCCAGAAAAAAACAGCCGCCGGUACCUGGGGCUGAAGACCAGAAACAUUAAUGGGAAGAAAAUGGUUUACCUCGUGGUUUGAUCAGUGAGAGGUUCAAGAGCCUUGAGCAAGAAUGCCCCCCCCCCCGCAGUGUGUA
Perognathus longimembris pacificus (Pacific pocket mouse) is the source of this 6394-nucleotide messenger RNA. It is a transcript of the gene Pkdrej, whose product is annotated as polycystin family receptor for egg jelly. Gene Ontology annotation, molecular function: calcium channel activity; protein binding. The transcript is spliced from 2 exons. The record is from RefSeq and is a predicted model, not a curated record. Bases 1 to 6339 code for a protein of 2112 amino acids. Lineage: Eukaryota; Metazoa; Chordata; Mammalia; Rodentia; Heteromyidae. Gene Ontology annotation, cellular component: membrane. Gene Ontology annotation, biological process: detection of mechanical stimulus.